Molecule: messenger RNA, 204 nt
Organism: Necator americanus (New World hookworm)
Lineage: Eukaryota; Metazoa; Nematoda; Chromadorea; Rhabditida; Ancylostomatidae
Exons: 2
Coding region: 1-204 (67 amino acids)
Source: RefSeq, a predicted model, not a curated record
AUGCCGCUCUGCCUCACCUUCAUCGACUUGAAGAAGACUUUUGACUCAGUUGAGACGGAAGCAGUCCUGAAAGCCUUGGACAACCAAGGCAUCCCUACUCAUGCCGCUGUCGAGAACGCGAUGCGAGGAUUGGAAUGGGAUGACACGGGAGUACAGCAACUUCACGAAUUUCGCCAUUCUACAAGAAUGUCAUCAUUGACGUGA